Annulohypoxylon maeteangense is the source of this 3851-nucleotide messenger RNA. Its product is annotated as acid protease. The transcript has 4 exons. NCBI's taxonomy places the organism in Eukaryota, Fungi, Ascomycota, Sordariomycetes, Xylariales, Hypoxylaceae. The coding region runs from base 658 to 3246 and encodes 862 amino acids. Gene Ontology annotation, biological process: proteolysis. The record is from RefSeq and is a predicted model, not a curated record. Gene Ontology annotation, molecular function: aspartic-type endopeptidase activity.
AUCAACGAGGUCUACCCCUCUCGAGUCAAGCAAAAAAAGAGAGGGAGAGAAUUCGAUGUUCCAUAUUCCAUGCAGGUAGCGUGGUCAUACCCCUGAUGGACACCCCCGGCACCUCCACCGGUAAGACCAUGCUGACCUGCAUUUUAGCCACAAGAUGAACCCCCUGCCCCCAUGCCCUGUCCAAUAUGCAUGUACGGGCGCACAUCACUGCUACCGGUAGGUACUAGAUAGCACGCUCCGUCGAUCUACACUGAGCGCGGGCAUGACAUGGGAUGGCAUGGACCAUAGCAGGCAUGGCAUUGGGCAGUGCCUGUGUAAAACCCGUUCGUUAGCUAUACCCCGGCAGAUCCCGCCACUGACGGAAAUCUGCCUUGACUUUAUCAUUUUCGUUUGUAUUCUCUCUUCUUGCAAACCACCACGAAAUUUGGUUCAACAGAGUUUAUACCUACCCAUUCGACUUUAGGUACGGCGAUAGAGACAUGAUAACGAUCGCAAACAUCCCGACUCGCUCCAUUUUCGGAAUUUGAUGGAUUUGGAUGAAAGAGAAAAAGACUUAUUUGGACGUCUCUACUAGCCUGAUGAAGCUUUGGAAGGGAGAUAGGUGGUGACCUUGCGCGUCUCCUGUACGACUGCCGAGUUGGUGCGACACAACAGACAAUGUUGACAUAUUUUCUCGCAACCAUCGUCGGGACGCUGCUCGUACCCGAUCUAGUCAAUGCCGACGACAUCGACGCUUUAUGGAUCGAACCAUCACUGCAAUGGUACGGCAUCGAUGGUAAUUGGUCUUCAAUUGGCCUCUUCGUGGGAGAGCCAGCACAGGAGAUCAACGUCACUAUAAGUACGAGCCUGUCCGAAAUAUGGGUUAUUGAAUCUGGCGGCUGUAGUCCUAAUGUCCGUUGCGCCGACGCUCGUGGUGGCAUUUAUAACACUAGCGCAUCGCAAAGUUGGUCACCGCUAGGCGCAUGGCAGCUCGGUUUAAAUUAUCUCGGGCUGGGAGGAAAUGGCGACUACGCGAUGGAGACGGUCGUUGUUUAUGAUAGCGUACGUCGUUGGCAGACCUCCUUUAAUAAGCAGGUCGUAGCUGGCAUCAACAACACCGAUUACUAUACCGGAUACUUUGGUUUGGGUAUUACUCCUGGCCGCUUCAACAACGUUGUUGCACAGAGUCCCAUUGCUGCGUUAGUUGAACAGGACGGUACCAUCCCUAGUCAUAGUUAUGGAUAUACUGCUGGGGCAUACUAUGGAGGUUCGAGAGGAACACCGUUGUCUUUGACUCUAGGUGGUUACGAUACCGAACGUUUCGAACCCCACGACAUCAACUUUAACCUCAAUGCUACUACGAGGCAGCCAGAAGUGCUCAUAAGAGCCAUCACUGCGUCAGUAUCUAAUGCUAGCGAUGCUCCUACUUCCUGGCCAGCCUCGUCCGUGGCGCUAUCAUCUUUCAACGAAUCCGUAACAGCUCUGCUGGACAGCUCAACCCCUUAUCUUUGGCUUCCAGGAUCUAUAUGCGAUCGAUUCGCUGCCAGUUUAAAUCUCACGUGGAAUGAAACUUUUGGGCUAUACUUAUUUCCAGAUAACAACAAUCUUGAGCGAUACCGCUCGUCCCCGGACCUCUCGUUCACUUUCACGCUAUCGAGUGCGGACAAUCAUGACGAUUUUGGACACCCACUCAAUGUUGCUGGAGUUGUGAACAUCACAAUUUCUGCUAAUGCAUUCAUCCAAAGUCUUCGCUAUCCAUUUAUGAACCUUAUCGAGUUCGGUGCUGCAGCAGUACCCUAUUUUCCUCUGAAACGCACUGAGGAAAACGGACCUGUUAUCAUUGGAAGAAGCUUCUUCCAAGAGGCAUAUUUGAUCACGAAUUACGAAACGAGCAGUUUCUCUUUACAUAAGGCCAUAUUUCCGGGGAACCCACUUCGAGAUACAUCGAUCAAAACUAUAGCAGCUUCGAGCAACAGUCCGUAUCCUGGCCCGCCUGCACGAUCUAGUACCGGAGGUGGUCUUUCCCAUUCCCAAAUCGUGGGCCUGGCGAUAGGAGUUAGCUUUCUCAGCAUAAUAGCAAUAGUGGCUUUGUUACUUUUGUGCCGAAGAAGGAGGAAGCCGAAGACUACAGAAAGUUCGGAGGAGGCUUUCAAGGACAAAGCUUCUACAAUCGAUUCGUCGCCACCUACUACCCCCGUAGGUCGUAUAGUAUCUAGGAUAUCGAAGAAUUGCCCGAUUCGCAAAGCUAGAAAGGGGGGUGCCCGCGAAGAGCGGGAGGAGCGCGAUGAACACGAAGACCACGAUUCGGAUAAAGAGCUUAAAGUAUUUGAAUUCGCUGCGGACCAAAACCACGAACGCUAUGAAUUGCCAGCUUCAGGGCCGGUAGAGUUAGACGCUACCAGGAGUAGGGAUAUGGAUAGCAGUGAUGGAGAAUCACACAGAUCGAGCGAUUAUGAGUUUGCAAAAUAUCAAUUGGAACAACAGAGGCAAGGUUUGGUUCCCGAAUAUACUCCUCGUACAGCAGAGUCGCCGGUCAAAACAUACAAUAUCAGUCCAACAUCACAAUACGGUCCAUUAAACCGCAUUACCGAGUCCCCAUCACCAACGUCGAGCCCGACGUAUGAUAAUUCAAGCAACAAUAUGCCUUCGCCACUAAGUUCUCAAAGCGAUUGGACAAAUAGAAUACCAGAUAGCUACUCCCCUCCCAUGGGGUUUGUCCCUUCACAGACGCUCUCACAUUCAACCUCUAACCCAAACCUUACAUACGCACCGUCAUCACCAUCAUCGCUUAGCAGUCCCGGAACAGCUUCGAUAGGCCGUUCUGCUUCAACCACGGGGUUUGGCAUGUCGCUGCAGCCUCCUACAGUUGGGCCGCCUCCCGCCUCAUUCCAGAGAGCACCCAUCGACGCAUCCCGGGUGAUCUGCUUGGGUCCUUUACCGGAUAAUGUUCGCUUACCCAAUCAGCGCCCCCAGCAAUCUACACAAGCUCCUCAGAUACCUCAGUUGUCGAUACCCGGAGUCCUCCAUCUCGACGGCGAAACAUUCUCUUAUCCGCCUAUCCCUCCUAUUCCAACUACCGAGGAAUGCUAUCGUGCUUCCCGUCGCGUGUCUACAGCCGACACUCUAGGAAGCAACUAUACUGUCGAAGAGGAGGCGCGCAUGGCGGCGGCCCGGGAAGCGUCACAUACUCUCGGCCGAAUAGACGGCGCCGAUCUGAUCCACAUACCGCAACCGGCAUCCAAGCGAUACAGUUGGGAGGAGCCAUAAAACAAAAUUUCUUUUCACAUAUCUCCACCCGCAACGUGAUGUUCACGGGAGGCCUUGUCGUUUUCUUAAGACAUUGUAAUUAGUCACAUCGACCUUGCUCGACGCACAUAUUUUCUUCUUCAAUUUCCUUUAUAGACUUGUAUAUACAUACCGAGUACCUACCUUACUAACCAACUAGCAACGGAGUUUAGCGGAGCGGAAUCUUUGUAUUUGCUUACCGUGUUUUCUUAGCGGGAUACAUGCCUCGGCGACGAUGACAAGAGGUAUGAGGGAGUGUGUUUUUCUCUCUCUUUAUUUUUCCCAAAGCAUCAAACUGGCGUUUAAGUCGGGCGGCUGUUAUCGAAAGUUCCCCGCGCACGGUGCCGUGUUGUGUGUGGGGAUGUGCUUGUAGAUACUAAUUACGCUGUGGGACGAGAAAGAGAUUGGACGGACGGAUGGAUGGAUCGUGGGUACUUUACGCUGUUGUGCGAAGAGGCUACGGGUCGGUGAUGUCGAUGUCAAUAUUACUACGAAUGAGAUGUUUGCUGUAGGUAGCGCUUAGGUUACCGUACGGACAAGCUAGUAGAUGAUUAGCUAUACUUAAAUGCCAAAUUACAUAAAAUACU